AUUGCAAGUUCACAGCCAUAGAGGAAUUACACAACACAAUUUCACAUCUUUCUGUUAUUCUUUUUUUCCUAUCCAAAAUGGCACCCAUUGCCAAACAUUUCUCCCUUAUCUUCCUCCUUACUCUCUUGUCUUCACUCCAAAUUCAUGCAAGGGACGGUCAAUUCUUCAACAAAAUUCCCAGCAACAAUGGUGAGAAAGAGACACAAACAGUUAUUCCUAACAAAGAACAAGAACCUAAUUUCAUGCCUGAGAAUGAAAAUGGAGCCUAUGGUCUAUAUGGUCAUGACUCUGUCACCACUCCUAAUACUAACAAUCCCUCUGUCCAAAAUCUUCCCAACAGUAAAUACCUUCCCAAGAAUUACAAUCCUGUUUCUUAUGUGACUGUCCCUGAGGACAACACUAAUGAAAAUGAUUUGAACAACAAUGAGUUCACAACCAAGCACACUACCACCACCACUGCCUCUAAUAACAACCAAUUCUACAGUGGUCCCACCACUUACGGCAACAACAACAACAACAACCAACAACAGUACUAUAAUGGCGUUAGCGAUUAUAGUACUAAGCGCAACAACCAGCAGCAGCAGCAACAGUUCUACAGUGGCGACAACUUUUACAGUAACAACCAGCAGCAGCAGCAGCAACAGUUCUACAGUGGCGACAACUUUUACAGCAACAACCAGCAGCAGCAGUACUACAAUGGUGGCAACACUUACAACAAUAACAACGACAACAACAACAACAAUGAAGAGGAGGAGGAGUACUACAAUAACAAUGGUGGUAACACUUACUACAACAACAACAACGAGCAACAGGAGUUGAGUGAAACAAGAUUAAGUGCCAGAACUUACAGCACCAACCCAACAAAUUACGGAAACAAUUACAACAACAACAAUCAAGAACAGAGCUACUCCACCAACUACAAUAACUACAACACUGGCAAAAGUAAUUACAGGGUGCACCAGCAGCAGGGGAUGAGUGACACUAGGUUCUUGGGAAAUGGGAAAUUCUACUAUGAUAUCAACGCUGAGAAACAUGCUAGGGAUCCAUAUGAAAAUGCAAGAGAAUUUGCUGCAAUGAACCAACAGUACAACAACAGGAACACCUAUGGAAACAAUGAAUACAACACCAACAACAACAGUUUUGAGAAUGAAGAGGAGUUCCAAGUUGAAGAGAACAUGCCUUGAGCUUUUGUUCAACACUUUGAUGAAAACAAAAAAAAGUAAACAUAGUGAGCCAAAAGGAAUGUUAUGUGUCCCACAAAUAUCAUUGAUGUUGUUUUCCUUUUUUAUCUAAGUUAUAUUUUAUUAGCAAAAUGUUAAUUAAACUACAGAGUUAUUUUUGGGUGUUUAAUGGCUAUGAUUAUAAGAACUUGUAUUUUUAAUGUGGUGAAAUCGACAGUGAAAAAAAUUGGAGUGAUCAAA
This is a messenger RNA of Nicotiana attenuata, 1421 nucleotides long. Its product is annotated as homeobox protein 2-like. The transcript has a single exon. Bases 78 to 1184 code for a protein of 368 amino acids. NCBI's taxonomy places the organism in Eukaryota, Viridiplantae, Streptophyta, Magnoliopsida, Solanales, Solanaceae. The record is from RefSeq and is a predicted model, not a curated record.